UUUUUCUUAAAAAAUUAAUUUUCUAUCAUAUAACCAUUUUAUUGUAUCUGCUGUCUGCUCCUCUGCUUGAAAAAUACGUUACAGCCAAGAUAUUUCCUGACCUCAUUAAGUGAAAUGAACAACCAGUGCCUCCAGUUUCUUUUCUAUCCCCUCUCUCCUUCUCACUCAUGCUUCCUGUGUUAAAUUUGAUCUUCUUUUCCGCUAUGACUAACCAGCACAUCUUGUAUUUUUGACCUAUCUCAUGCAACCUGCUGCAUCACCGAAUGCAAACUGUUUCAGUUUUAGUGACAACCGUCACCUUCCUCCCCCUCUUCACAGCCCACACAUGCACUGGCCUCUUCUUCACCGGGAGUCCGACUUUUAGGCAGGCCGGGCUUCAUAUGCAAAUAUAGCCUGAGUGGGCGGCAGCCGAGAGCCGAGUGUGCAGCAAUGUGAGAACUCUUACAAGCCCCGCCCACAGCAGCCAGUUGCUAAGCGACCACCUGCAAGGAGGAGGGAGCGAGGAGGAGAAGGAGGAGGGGCCAUGAAUUCAACAACUGUUGCCCGAUCCGAGCUCUCGCUGUGUGAAUGCGAGUCAGCCGGCGAACAAGUGAGCGAGAGAAAGUGUGUGAGGUGCAGAGAGAGAGAGUGUGUGUGUGUUUGCGCGUGCACGCGUUUGUCAAAAGAGAGAGAGAGAGUCUGCGCUGGUGCGGGAAAAGCCAGUGCAGUGUUUUUAAAGAGAAAGACACAGCCUGCCUCGCUCCUCUGCCUCUCCGUGGACUAUACCACUACCGGGGACUCACCCUUUGGACUAUUCCGUCGUUUCCGCCUCCCCCCCUCCUGCCCUCACACUUGCCUUUGAAGGGAACACCUGUGCGCGUGAAAGCCAAGACAACGGACUUAGCCCUGGUAAACAGGGCGACUGGAUGACUUCAGUGGAACACGGUUUGGCUGGUGGAAAGAGGGAGACUGCCGAUCAUGGACUCCCCGCACUAGUUAACGGGGGUGCUGAGGAGGAUCAGGUUUGCCCGGUCAUCAUGUGCACGCGGGCCUAUCCUGACCCCGUCCGUGAGUGCCAGCUGUUCCCAGAAGAGGUGGAGGAGCCUGAGGAGGAGGUGGCAGACGAAGGCAAGGAGAGGGAAUCGGACAGAGACAGCGCUGUGGAAAGCACUCAGGGUUCGGAAACCUCAGACGGGCUCACCAGACUGGGAGACAAGGAAGACACGCUAGGGGAUCUCUUUUUUCCCGGGGAGAAGUGCGGUCAGACCAGUAUCUCUGUGACCUCUGACCUGUCAACACGUUCGUCGGCUUCUCUGUACGAGGAGCAGUUUGAAGACUACGGAGAAGGGGAGGAGCCGGACUACACUCCCAGCAGCCCUUGUCCGGACGACGAGGCUCGUACCAACGGUUAUUCCGACCUUGGCUCAUCUGUGCCCUCGAGUGCGGGUCAGACUCCUCGUAAGGUGCGUCACCAUUACACCGGAGAAAUGACGGAUGUCUACUGUUCUCAGUGCAGUAAAAAGGUCAAUCUGCUAAAUGACCUGGAUGCUCGCCUCAAAAACCUGAAAGCAAACAGCCCCAACAGGAAAAUCUCCAGCACUGCUUUUGGAAGGCAGCUGCUCCACAACAGCAACUUGAGCAGCAGUAACGGCAGCACAGAGGACCUUUUCCGAGACAGCAUCGACUCCUGCGACACCGACAUCAAUGAGAAGGUCACUUCUCUUGAGAAGAAGGUGGCAGAACUGGAGAAUGAGAUCCUGCUGAACAGUGACCUCAAGUCCAAACUGAAGCAGGAGAACACUCAGCUAGUGCACAGGGUUCAUGAGCUGGAGGAGCAGCUGAAAGACCAAGAGACCCGGGCAGAGCAAAGUGUGCAGGAGGGCCUGAGACGCCACAGAGAGGCUUACAGCAAGCUGGAGAGAGACAGGAACACACAGAUAGAGCUGCUGACCAACCGAGUUAAGCAGCUGGAGGAGGAGAAUAAUGAGAUGUCCCUUAACAUGAACCGACUCAAGUCGCAGACAGAGAAGCUGGAUGAGGAGAAGCAAAGGAUGACAGAUAAGCUGGAGGAUACCAGCCUGCGCCUGAAGGAUGAGAUGGAUCUUUACAAGAAAAUGAUGGACAAACUGAAACAAAAUAGACAUCAGUUCCAGAAAGAAAAGGAUGCCAUGCAGGAGCUGAUAGAGGACCUGCGUCGAGAGCUGGAACACUUGCAGGUCUUCAAGCUGGAUGCAGAGAGGUCAGGCCGGAGGCCAAGCUCCUCCACGGGGCUCUCAGACUUCAACAACAGGAGCAGGGAGGUGGAGCUAGAGCAUGAAGUCAAGAGGCUCAAACAGCGAUUUGUGUCCCAGGACUUUCUUCCCCCUGAAUACCAGCACCUGGUGUUGACUGGGGCUCGGCUCCGUCCCGGUAUGAUGGAGAACCAGAAGCUUAGAGAGCAGAACGAGGACCUGAACGGUCAGAUCAUCAGCCUCAGCCUGCAUGAAGCCAAGAAUCUGUUUGCCACACAGACCAAGGCUCAGUCUCUAGCUGCUGAGAUCGAUAAUGCCUCCAGAGACCAGUUAAUGGAAGCCCUGAAGGAGCAAGAGGAGAUCAAUUUACGUCUGCGGCAGUACAUGGACAAAAUAAUCCUGAACAUCCUGGACCACAACCCCUCCAUUCUAGAGAUAAAGAACUAGCAGCGACUCAACUGGAAUGAGCAGCGUUCCUGAUCUUGGGAGAGUGAGGAUCAUUCCAGUUGUCUGAUCAGAGCAGGGUGACCUGAAUCGGGGGGAAAGUGUACAGAAAAACAGAGCCAGUCUUACGUAAACAGACAUGCAUCGCCCCCUGCUGUUUGUGCCAAGAAGAGCGUCUCUUCAGGAUGGUAGAAGGGGAUUCUGUGUUGAACAAAAGGGAGUUUUCUCAGCCAGUGAUUGUUCACUGACUGGUUAUGCUACUGUGACUGUUCUACUCAUUUGAUCACAUUUUUAUUCUGUCUAUGCUGUGAGCUGGAGUUGAAGUCACAAGAUUGAUCUCUUGUGAAAACUCCAGGAAUAUUCAGUGUCCAACGUGCUUUGAAGAUUCACUUGAUUUAGUACACUGGACACAAAAACUGGAGGGAAAAAAAAAAGAAAAUGUAAACAGCUUUAUCCUGAAGCUGUUUGGCAUGGCGUAGAGAGGCACAAUAAGACAGUAGAGCAACAUGACAAGCAGACUUUAAAUCCAGAGUGAGACAGGCCAGGCCACUGUUGCCAGUCUCUGAGUGCGUGUGAUGACAUAUUUGGACAAGUAUGUGCUGAAAGAAGGUCGAGAAGCGAGGCACAAGCGGUCAGAGAGAGAAAAAGAGUGAUGCCCACAUUAUAAAUUGAAGACGAUGAAUUAAGGAAGAGCGUUGACCCUAAACAGGUGGGGAUGUUACAUGAUAGGCCAGGUAUGCUACCAAAAGAGGCUUUUUGUGAAGUCGAUGAAGGUACACUGAAAGUGAAAUUUCGUUUUUCGUUCACUCUUGCGCACGUCUUCCACGAAACCACACUUCGUACGUCAAUCAGUCCUAAAGCGGUGAACAGUUUUCACUGAGAAGUGGCCCUUAGUUGGUACAGACGAGUCGCUGAGUGUCGCGUUAUGGCGCCGAAGCUGCAACCAAGGAGUGUCUUCAAACUGUAACUUCCAUGGCUGCUAUUUGCUAGCUAAACUUGAGCUUGAUAAAAAGUCACUGUUGCUUUGCAAUAGACCCCAAAUGAUGUUGCACAGAAAUAUAAAGAUGUGAAUGUACAGCGUGAGGUGGAGUGACUGGUAGCCAUUGUAACGUGGUUUACCAAGUUGUCUUUUCAUGUUCAGUGACUUGGAUACCGGAUGUGAGCGUGCACAGGAGACUCACUUUUUGGUACAAAAGACUUGAUUUGUCACAUUUGCACCUACAGCAGGUUGCAGAUUGUAGUUUAAGCCCCAAUGACUCUGAAGCCCUCUUAAACUGUAAAUAUCACGAAUGUACGAUUCCUAAUUAACUUUCUGUGUGGCCAAAAAAGCAGUUUUCCAUUGAAACUGGUUAAUACAUUUGGCAACAUGUGUACAGUAUUUAGUACUGUUAUAUGGAGGGCAUUGUUUUCAGAGGGGAAACAAUUACAAUCUCAUGUAUUAUGUAAUUAUUCAAAACUUGAGUUUUGCUUCCUUGCACAAAAAAAGGUUUUGUUUCCUUUUGCAUGGUCACAUUUACUUCUGUCUGUGCCUUUUGAGGACAUUUUUCGAGAUAAUCUCGCUAUAGAUUUACGCUGUUUUUUGGAAAGUGCGUUUUCUGUCUAUGUAUGACAUUUUCAUGACUUGUAAAUGUUGUAAUUAUCUAGUGAUAAUUUGUAUUUUAUGUGCCACUCACCAAUCUUUUUUCAGAUUGAUACUGAGAAAACACUUUUAUACAGAUUAAUCAAGAAACUAAUUGUUGUUGCUUAGCUGUCCUGUUUGCAGUAUAGCACAAGACUGUGACGUAUGCAAGCCAGUUUAUCUUCUUUUCUUUCCUUUUUUUAUAUAAACAGAGUGAGCAAUGAUUUUUGAGGUUUUUUUUCAAGGUUUUUGUUAGAUUCAGUAAGUCCACUGAUUUUCAAUCAGCUUCAAAGUGGAUUUUUAUAUAUGGUUGUUUACUGUCUUCCUAACUUAAACGGUGACUAUUAUGAGCAAUAUUAACUUAUUACCAGUACCUGCUGAUCUGUGUCCUGUUUUGCAUCUUAAAUCUUUUCACUUUUAAUCCACUUAUGCCAUUCUUCAAGUAAAAAAACAAAAAUUCAAGACACACUGAGCUGUAAAAACUGUCACAAACUCAUGGCUUUUAGCUUUCUGUUAUUAGGACGAUCCGAUUGGAUGCAGUCAUCUUAAAUAGCAAUAAAAAAUGGCUUUGGCAGUGAUGUUGUCUCAUGAAAUUUCUGUUAUUUUCAUUUGAAUUCAGCUAUAGUUUCUAAAACAUAAACAUUGUGCCUAAAGUGUAUGCUGCUGCUGUCUUAGCUGCCAUUAUGUACUUUGCUGUAAAUAAAAGUGUUUGCGCUGGCAUGAAAAUAGUCAUGUCGCCAAAUGAGAAUGUUUUAACUUUAAUGUUUUAUUUUAUGUGUUUGUGUGUAUUGUGUAUUCUCAUAUGGGAAAUCUUAAAACGCAAGAUUUACAACCUUUUGUAAAAGGGCAGCACUGCACUGUUUAGUUAUGUAUGGUCAAUACCCAUGUAGGCCCAGGCAUUGAGGGAAAAAAACAAACCAAAAAUAAUUAUUAAAUAAAUCUUCCUUGCAACAUUAUUUUGGAGCAACGACAGAAAAAACAUUUCUAUCUGAUUUGACUGUGACUGGUGCUUUUAUACAUGUAGUUUUACCUAAUUUGACUAAUUACAUUACAGUUAAUUUAGGUGUUAUUAGAGAUUUUGCGGAUUAUAAAUGCCAGUUAUUGUUUUAUGUAUUUAUUUCAUUCAUUUAUUUAUUUUUAUACAUUAGUUUUAUUUUUAGAUUUUAUUCUUUAUCUUCUUUCAUUUAUAUAUAUAUUUGUACCUGCUCUCGGAGCAGUAUUUGUGUACUCUGGCGCCUCCUAUCGGCGAACUGCGCAGCUUCAUUUGAUCAGCUGGGUGCUGCACGCGGCUGGUGUGCCCGACACAGCGGUGCAGGUGAAGCGAUGCCUCAGGUUUGUAUGAACUUUGAGCCUAACAGAAGGGGAACCUAUCACAACAGCCGUAAAACCAAUGAUCUGAUCAACAACACAGGUUUGGUUAAUGGAGCAGUUGUUUACAAUGGAUGCUCAGCUUCUGCCAGCAGAAUCAGUAGGAGCACACCAGCUGGCACACAGCAUGGUCCUAAACCCACAUACAGGAUUAACGAUUAUUUUAACUAUGGCUACAAAGGCAAGAGUACAAAAGCAGCACCCUCAGGGACCCUCAAGAAACAAGGAUGCAAAAUUCCAGCUCUCUGUGAUGCCCCAGCAUGUGAUGGAAACGGCAGUGAAGAUCUCCUGAGUGGUAACUCAGCCAAAGUUAGUGCUCCGCCCAGUAACAUUGACCAAAAGGUACCAGAUCCCAGCCUAUCGGCGUCAGGGAAGAAGAAAAGGUGGAGGAGAUCGAGACACAAGAAGAGAGACAAAGAAGUCGUCUACCCGGAAAUUCUUUCACCCGCACCCAUAGAAGCGGAGGAAGACUGGGGAAAAGAGAUCCAGGAGGGCACACGCUCUGACUGGAAAAACAUGUGUUUUGGGGUCAGACCUUAUGGUCCAGAAGACGUCCUCCGUUUUGCUUUGCAGGACCUGACACUGAAGCAAAGGGACACAGCGGCCCUGCCCGUGUCAGCCAGUUACACACCAGCGGUGCACCACCCACACCCCCUGAUAUGGUCCCGUCACAUCAUUCCCACUGAGCCAGACCAAUUCGCAGACGCUGACUAGUAAGCUGGGCGUAUGCCUAUAUGUUAGAAUAAUGGUUGAUAUGAGAAUUAACAACAUCUGUUUCUAAAAUAUUUGUUUCAUUCUCAUUUGGUUUAGUGGAAAACAUUAAAUUUUACUUUAUUGGUAAAAGAUUGUGCGGUGGAGUCUAGGUUACCAUCUGGUUGUUUUUUAUUGUAGGUUCUAUUUUAUAUUUAAAAUUCAGGUUUUAUAUUUGUUUUAUAUUACAACAAAAUACUUUGGAUUUUGUGAUCUUAAAGGUUGGUUUUAUUUCAACUACUACUUUUAGUUUCAUUGCUGCAGUUAGUGCUGUUUCUCACACAGGUCAUGCAUUUCCUGUUUCGUUUUCAUCUUAUAUUUCCAUUCUUUUUCUUGUCUGUGCUAAAAGAGCAAAAUACUAGUUUUAACUGUUUCUUUGUGUUUUAAAAUGCCUGAAGUUAAUACCAUGUUGUUAUGAGUUGCUCAUUUGAGCUGAAAGAUCUGUUUAAUCUGUUUAUAAACACCCCCUGUUCACAGCAAGUACAUGAAGUAACUAUUUUAUUUUGACACUCAUGGAAUAGUCGAUUUAACCAAGAAAGUAUGGUUUGAUUAUGUAAUACGAAAGUGAUUUUCUGGUUGUUCAUAUCAUUUUUAUUACCAUAAUAAAUCACAUUUUCUUCUAA
Haplochromis burtoni (Burton's mouthbrooder) is the source of this 7013-nucleotide messenger RNA. RefSeq names its product RAB11 family interacting protein 4 (class II) b (gene rab11fip4b). The transcript is spliced from 17 exons. Bases 906 to 2657 code for a protein of 583 amino acids. The record is from RefSeq and is a predicted model, not a curated record. Gene Ontology annotation, cellular component: cleavage furrow; recycling endosome membrane; midbody. NCBI's taxonomy places the organism in Eukaryota, Metazoa, Chordata, Actinopteri, Cichliformes, Cichlidae. Gene Ontology annotation, biological process: regulation of cytokinesis; endocytic recycling.